CUUUCAGAUCUCACCCUUCAGACAUCAGUCUCUAGUUCCACGUUCAAGAUGACAAGUGUUCAAGAAACCGUUUCUCCAUCUGAGAAACAUAUUCAAGAAGAAUCUACGGAUUAUGAAAGCCUUUUUAAUAACUCUCUCUGGAUUACUAACCCUGACUUGACCCAGCCGGCGUCGGAAACUAAGGCUGCUGAAGUUAUUGAAGAGCCCCCCUCGCAGCCAAAAUCACUCAGCCAUGGGGAGAGGAUUAAGGAGCUAAAAUUUCUUCUGAAAGAUUCACAGCUCAAGUACCAAAAAGAGAACAUUCAAGCUGCCAUUAAAUAUCACGAGACGUUCAAACCGGAAGAGCAGUGCGGCAGCAAGAAAGCCUUCUUCAAACACGGCUCUCAAGUGGAAGAAGAAGAGUUCAAACAUCCUCAGGCAUGCAACUGCAUUGGUGGAUGGGCGGAGCCCCCUUAUGAAAAUCCGUGGUGUAAAAUCAUUGACGAGAGAGUUGAUGAUUCUAACCAACGUGUCCCUGAAGAAAUUGAGGCUAAGGCCGAAAAGAAAAGGGAAAAAGAACUCCGUGAGCUUAAUAAGAACAUGCUCCAUGGGUUGGGAAGCUCGAUGUUUAAGCCCUUUCGCCGAUUGACUAAGGCAGUUCGGAACUAAUUCAGAACUUCGAAUACAUAGCCCUGAGAAUUCGCUUAUGCCGGUUUAGCAUUGCUUUAUUCACACCAGAUUUGCACGAUGAUACCUCUUGGAUAAUUGCUCUUAGUUAGUUAGGUGGUAUUAGUAUUGAAUGAAAACCAUGUCUGCUGCCGGUCGUUUGCUGCUGGGUAAUAUCGGGAUAGAGUCGGAUCUGAAACUACUCCGUCUUGUCUGUUCCUACCACCACCAUUAACCUAACCACGCAUCACCUUCAUCCUAUCUUCUAGUUCCAUUAGCGUGCAACCAUUUUCAUUAUCUGUCAUGCCUUACGAGUGAGCUGUAUAAUACACCCGCUAGGUAUAGUACUUUGACGAAGUCGAAU
Aspergillus glaucus CBS 516.65 is the source of this 1009-nucleotide messenger RNA. RefSeq lists its product as uncharacterized. Lineage: Eukaryota; Fungi; Ascomycota; Eurotiomycetes; Eurotiales; Aspergillaceae. The record is from RefSeq and is a predicted model, not a curated record. The coding region runs from base 49 to 648 and encodes 199 amino acids. The transcript is spliced from 4 exons.